UGCUUUUCACAUGAUCUGUAAGCUUUCACAGAGGAGAGGCUGGAAUGUGGAGAGGAACGUCAACAACGAUGGCUGAGCGAAGCCACAGUAUCUCCAUAACGCGUUUAUUUUACACUGUGGCCAUCUGGGUGACAUUCAUCCACUGCACCAAUGGAAUUCCAUGGACACAAGAGAAGCUCCAUCACCAAGCUCUAACUCUAACACAAGAUGAGGUCCGUACCGCCCUGUCUCACACUGACCUGGAGCAGAUGUGGCAAAGGGACCUGAGGCCGCUGCUGGUUACCAGGUACCCAGGCUCUGCAGGCAGCCAGGCCGUGCAGGAGCAUAUCAAAACAACCCUUGGUUCCCUCGGAGCACGUUGGGAAGUGACGGAGGAUAAGUUUGUGUCACAAACACCCUAUGGCCUCCUGCCCUUCACUAACCUAAUUGCCACCCUCAACCCAUCAGCCAAGCGCCGCCUGGUCCUGGCCUGUCACUACGACUCCAAGUAUUACCCACCACAAUGGCACGGGAGGGAGUUCCAAGGUGCCACUGAUUCUGCUGCUCCCUGCGCCAUGAUGUUGGAGCUGGCACGAGCCCUGGACGAAGAACUGAAGGCUCAGAAGAGCGCCAGUCCCGACCUGACCCUGCAGUUGCUCUUCUUUGAUGGAGAGGAGGCUCUUUUCCAGUGGACCUCCACAGACUCCCUGUAUGGCUCUCGCCACCUGGCCCAGAAGAUGGAGACCACCCCACACCCCGCCGGCGCCACAGACACCAACCAACUGCACGGCAUAGAUCUGUUUAUGUUGUUGGACCUGAUCGGAGCGCCUAGUCCACACUUCGGCAACCAGUUCCCCAGCACAAUGCACUGGCUCUCCAGACUGCAGAGCAUUGAAAAGCGUUUACACUCCAUGAACCAGCUUGUGGAUCAUCCUAACAGCGUGCAAUAUUUCUGGCCCAAUCAUCCUGUUGGCCAGAUACAAGAUGAUCAUAUACCAUUCCUAAACAGAGGUGUACGUAUCCUCCACCUUAUCCCCUCCCCCUUCCCGUCUGUGUGGCACACGUUUGAUGACAACGAGCAGAACCUGGAUCGCUCCACCAUUCAGAACCUCAACAAGAUCCUGCAGGUUUUUGUUCUGGAGUACCUCAACGCUAGACCCAGCAUCCCUUCAAACCCACAGAAUGCCCCGUAAAAACCCCAGCAUCGACGACUUUCCUUUUUUUGACUUUUCACUGUAGUAAAGAUCUUCAGCUGUUAUUUUAUAGACUUAAAGAAUACACUGUCUUUAAUGCUAUUUUAAUCGCCAACAAUAUGUAUUCCAUGACCUUAAAAUUGAGAUGUGAGGUUGAGACUCAUCUCUGCACAUCACAUAGAUGCCAACUGCAGAAAACAUUUUACAUAGAGAAUAUGUUUAGAGAUGCUUCAUUUCAUCUACAGGGACAGGUACAUUUUUUUAUUUUGAAAUCUUUGUCUAAACAUAUUUUGGCUCAUGUAAGAGUAUGUGAAAUAUAUUUUCUUCUCAAAAUGGGUUCACAAGAGACUUCAGGACUCUGAAGCUUCGUCUUCCCUUCAAGUCCUAAGUCCCCAGCAACAAGACCAGCACACAGGAUCUUCUGUGUGUUUUUUUACUACACUGCUCUCUUUAUAUCAGCCUAAACCCCUUGUUUACGCUGUGAGGAGGCAUCUUGGUGUCAGUGCUAAUGUGUAGGAUCUGGUGCCUCAAAGAGCAGUGCAGAGGUAAAAAAUAACAACUGUGAGAAGUUACAAAUGCAAUGACACCCUUUAUUUUACAAAUUUCCCUGCCGACAUUGAAACACAUUCAUGAAAAUAUCCCCAAAGUUGGUGAUAAUUUCAUUAUCGUUGCUUUGGGGACACCUGUAGCCUAAAAACACUUGCUUAUAGUCAUGUAAUAACAUCCAGAAUCCCUGAUCUGUUAUGUUGUGUGAUAAAUAUUUACAACAUGAUGCUACCAAAACAUACGGGGCAGAAUAUAAUGACAACACACAUGAGACAGCGUCACACUGUGUGUCUUAGCUACUGAGUAUGUGACAUUUCCUCUCCUACAGUAAUUCCGUUCAGUGUUUAAAGAGAAAACCUGUUAGGGGCAGGAAGUGGGUUUACAACAGCUUUGGCCCUUUAUAUCCUGUCAUCUUAGAUAGUGAAGUGGAUAACUUCCUGUGCUGAUGUUUCACGUGCCUGCCUUUGUUUAUAUGACAUUAUUAGCCAGAUUUAAAUGCAGAUCCCAGAAUAAUAUACAGUGCCAAAACUGGACUUCCUGUAUUUUGAGAGUGAAAUAAAUGUUGAUUAAGAAUA
This is a messenger RNA of Siniperca chuatsi (mandarin fish), 2293 nucleotides long. It is a transcript of the gene qpct, whose product is annotated as glutaminyl-peptide cyclotransferase. NCBI's taxonomy places the organism in Eukaryota, Metazoa, Chordata, Actinopteri, Centrarchiformes, Sinipercidae. The record is from RefSeq and is a predicted model, not a curated record. Gene Ontology annotation, molecular function: zinc ion binding; glutaminyl-peptide cyclotransferase activity. Bases 45 to 1172 code for a protein of 375 amino acids. The transcript has 7 exons.